Sapajus apella (tufted capuchin) is the source of this 2172-nucleotide messenger RNA. It is a transcript of the gene IGFBP4, whose product is annotated as insulin like growth factor binding protein 4. The record is from RefSeq and is a predicted model, not a curated record. The coding region runs from base 215 to 991 and encodes 258 amino acids. The transcript has 4 exons. Gene Ontology annotation, molecular function: insulin-like growth factor II binding; insulin-like growth factor I binding. NCBI's taxonomy places the organism in Eukaryota, Metazoa, Chordata, Mammalia, Primates, Cebidae. Gene Ontology annotation, cellular component: extracellular region. Gene Ontology annotation, biological process: regulation of insulin-like growth factor receptor signaling pathway.
CUCCGCUCAGCCCCUGGCCCCGUCGCCUCGCCGCCCGCCUGCUGACUUCUCCGCUCCGACUGCGUCCACCCGCCGGGCCGACCCAUCUCCCCGAGCCCUCCGGGUCGGGUCCUCCAGGCGCUCCGGGCGCUGCCGCCGUGUGCUCUCCGCUGCCCGCUCGCGCGCCCGCGCUCCCCGCCAGCGCCCCGCGCCCGCGCCUAGUCUUCGCGCGAUCAUGCUGCCCCUCUGCCUCGUGGCUGUCCUGCUGCUGGCGGCCAGGCCCGGGCUGAGCCUGGGCGACGAAGCCAUCCACUGCCCGACCUGCACCGAGGAGAAGCUGGCGCGCUGCCGCCCCCCCGUGGGCUGCACGGAGCUGGUGCGGGAGCCCGGCUGCGGCUGCUGUGCUACUUGCGCCCUGGGCUUGGGGAUGCCCUGCGGGGUGUACACCCCCCGCUGCGGCUCGGGCCUGCGCUGCUACCCUCCCCGGGGGGUGGAGAAGCCCCUGCACACGCUGAUGCUCGGGCAAGGUGUGUGCAUGGAGCUGGCGGAGGUCGAGGCCAUCCGGCAAAGCCAGCAGCCCUCUGACAAGGAUGAAGGUGACCACCCCAACAGCAGCUUCAACCCCUGCAGUGCCCAUGACCGAAGGUGCCUGCAGAAGCACAUGGCCAAAAUUCGAGACCGGAGCACCAAUGGGGGCAAGAUGAAGGUCAAUGGGGCACCCCGGGAGGAACCCCGGCCUCUGCCCCAGGGCGCCUGCCAGAGCGAGCUGCACCGGGCCCUGGAGCGGCUGGCCGCCUCCCCCAGCCGCACCCAUGAGGACCUCUACAUCAUCCCCAUCCCCAACUGCGACCGCAAUGGCAACUUCCACCCCAAGCAGUGUUACCCAUCUCUGGAUGGGCAGCGUGGCAAGUGCUGGUGUGUGGACCGGAAGACGGGGGUGAAGCUUUCGGAGGGCCCGGAGCCGAUGGGGGAGCUGGACUGCCAGCAGCUGGCUGACAGCUUUCAAGAGUGAGGCCCGCCAGCAGGCUGAGGGCUCAGCAUCCCCUGCUACUCCCGUGCCCUGGAGGCUGCAGAGCUGACCUGGAGUGGAGUCUGAGUCUGAGUCCUGUCCCUGCCCAGAAGUUUCCCUCUAGUGCACGUGUGCACGUGUGCGUGUGUUUGCAUGUGUGUGUGUGUGUGUGUGUGUGUGCUUAUGAGCCCUUGGGGUAAGCCACAGCCUGGGGUGUUCUCUUUGGUCUUACACAGCCCAAGAGGACUGAAAGUGGCACUUAGCCCAAGAGGUCUGAGCCCUGGUGUGUUUCCAGAUCGAUCCUGGAUUCACUCAUUCAUUCAUUCAUUCAUUCAUUCACUCAUUCUUUCAUUCAUCCAUCCAUCCAGCUACCUAAAAACAUUUACUGACCAUAUACUACAUACCAGCUCUAGCUUUCAGCCUUGGGAGCUUUUAUUCUGACUUUCUCUGAUUUUGGCAUGUGGAGAUACUUCUGUAAGGUGAGCUCAAGCCUGUGGGAGAAGAAAAACCUCAUUCCCAGAGUCAGAGGAGAAGAGACAUGUACGCUGACCAUCGUCCCUCCUCUCAAGCUAGUCAGAGCGUGGGAGCCUGGGGAAGUGUGAGGGAGCAGAUGGCUUAAUGGUCACGAGACCCAGACCCACUCCCAAAACUCAGACUUGCCAGGCUUCCCUUCUCUUCUUCCCCAGGUCCUUCCUUUAGGUCUGGUUGUGGUGCCAUCUGCUUGGUUGGCUGGCAGAGAGACCCUGCUGUGGGCGAGGGAAGGGGGUCAAAGGAAGACUUGAAGGACAGAGGGCUAGGGGGAUGGGGUGCAUUUCUUUGAGCAGCCAGGGUGGGAAGAAAGAAUGCAAGAGUGGAUUGAAUGUGCCUAAUGGAGAAGACCACGUGCUAGAUGAGGGGGCUUCCUGGGUCCUGUUCCCUACCCCAUAGUGGUCAUAGCCAUGAAGUCACCUGGAUGACAGUAUCCUUCCAUUGGCUCACUGCCUGUGGCUCUGCCUCCCUCUCCAUAUCUCCUUCCCCUGCAGCUCCCUCCCCACACCUCCCUACUCCCCUGGGCAUCUUCUGGCUCGACUGGAUGGAAGGAGUCCUAGGAACCUACCAGUUGGCCAUGAUGUCUUUUCUUCUUUUCCUUUCUUUCUUUUUUGUUUUUAUAACAAAACAGAAUAAAACCAACAAAUGUCCAGAGA